GGAAUGACAUUCUUCGUUCUGCAAAUUGAGGGUAUCGCUAGGACCCGGCUCUCUCAGAUGUACACCGAUGACUUGACGGAUAAAUGUAUCAGUGCCUACCUAGAUCUCCAUGAUUGGAAAACUCUUAUCAUUGAAAUGCACCUUACUCUUCUUAUACUACCAGUCUAUAUUGCGAUAUUGAUUUUGAGAAGAAAAACUAUUGUAAGGCUACAUGUUGGAUGGAUGUCUGAAAAGACUUUACGCAUGCAUUCUCAAAUGCUAAAGGCAAUCACCUACCAGGCCUGUCUACCACUGCUCUUGAGCUCUGGUUUUGUCGUAUUCGUUUUAGGACAAUUCUUAGGUCCAAACCAUCCAUUGCUACAGUACUCAUACAUAGCUGCCGGUCUCACUCCCGUGCUGACCCCUUUGAUUUCUCUUUAUUUCAUCAAACCAUAUCACGACAAUGUUAAGCAAGUCCUGUUAUGCUAUCCAAAUGCUAAGAAAAUAGCCAUUAUGCCGGCAAGUUCGAUGUCGAAUAGUGCUCAUCGUCACAAAAUUGCUAUAGCUUGA
Cylicostephanus goldi is the source of this 549-nucleotide messenger RNA. NCBI's taxonomy places the organism in Eukaryota, Metazoa, Nematoda, Chromadorea, Rhabditida, Strongylidae. The record is from the annotation of a GenBank genome assembly.